Salvia hispanica is the source of this 2171-nucleotide messenger RNA. Its product is annotated as arginine--tRNA ligase, chloroplastic/mitochondrial-like. The record is from RefSeq and is a predicted model, not a curated record. Gene Ontology annotation, biological process: arginyl-tRNA aminoacylation. Gene Ontology annotation, cellular component: cytoplasm. Gene Ontology annotation, molecular function: ATP binding; arginine-tRNA ligase activity. Lineage: Eukaryota; Viridiplantae; Streptophyta; Magnoliopsida; Lamiales; Lamiaceae.
CUUUUGUGCGACGCAUUGGUUUCCAUGUUAAGAGAGAUUUCAAAUCAUUAUAUAAUUGCUUCCAAAAUUCGGAGCUUAGGUUUGAAUAAUUGAAUUAACCGGUUGCAAAUAAGUUGCGACUUGAUUUUAGACAGGUAUUCUUAGAACUUCAGAAAGGAUAUUCUUCAGAGCCAAAUCAUCAUCAUUGACUAGUAUGGAAAAUGAUCGAGGGAUUGCUGGUAGUCCUAAGCAACAACUAGCAAAAUUAUUUGAAGUAUCUUUGAGAGUAACAGCUCCGGAGGAGUUGGAUAUUGACCCUGCUAUUGCUCCUUGUCAAAAUCCCAAAUUUGGUGACUACCAAUGCAAUAAUGCAAUGGGUUUGUGGUCAAAAGUUAAAGGAAAGAGUACCCAGUUUAAAAAUCCCCAACAAAUUGGACAGGCCAUUAAAGCAAAUCUCCCUGCAUCAGAAAUGAUAGAUGGAAGCUCAAUUGCUGGACCUGGCUUUGUAAAUGUUAAAUUGUCUGAUAAAUGGAUUGCCAAGUGCAUCCAAAAUAUGCUAAUGGAUGGUAUUGAAACGUGGGCUCCUAAGCUCUCGGUUAAAAGAGCUGUGGUGGACUUCUCAUCACCUAACAUAGCAAAAGAAAUGCAUGUUGGUCACUUAAGGUCAACUAUCAUUGGAGACACCCUGGCAUGUAUGCUGGAGUUCUCAAAUGUGGAGGUUCUUCGGAGAAACCAUGUUGGAGACUGGGGGACUCAGUUUGGUAUGUUAAUAGAAUUCCUAUUCGAAAAGUUUCCGAGCCUGGAAGUUGUCAAUGAUCAAGCCAUUGGAGAUUUGGAGGCAUUCUAUAAGGCAUCAAAGGUAAGAUUUGACAGCGACCCUGCUUUCAAGGAAAGGGCCCAGAGGGCGGUUGUCAGCCUGCAGGCUGGGGAGGAGAAGUACCUGAAGGCAUGGGCUGAAAUUUGUAAAAUCAGUAGAAGUGGAUAUGAGAAGGUGUAUGAGCAUCUUGGAGUUCAGUUGGAGGAAAAGGGCGAGAGCUUUUACAAUCCUUACAUUCCCAAUGCUCUAGAAUUACUGAAUAAAGAGGGAUUAAUUGAAGAAAGCGAAGGAGCUCGUGUCAUCUUCGUUGAAGGAAAAAAGAUACCCCUUAUUGUUGUAAAAAGGGAUGGUGGGUACAAUUAUGCAUCGACAGAUUUUGCUGCUCUAUGGUAUCGACUGAAUGAGGAAAAGGCUGAAUGGAUUAUAUAUCUUACUGAUGUUGGCCAAAGGGAGCACUUUGAAAUGCUUUUUGCUGCAGCCAAACGAGCUGGUUGGCUUCCAGCUGGUGAUAGUAAGUAUCCUAAAACUAGCCAUGUAGGUUUUGGGCUAGUUCUUGGAGAAGAUGGAAAAAGAUUUCGAACUCGCAGUACUGAAACUGUAAAACUGGUUGAUUUACUAACUGAAGCCAAAAGUAGAUGCAAAGCUGCUUUAAUUGAAAGAGGCAAGGAUAAAGCAUGGACUGAAGAGGAACUCGAUAAAACUGCUGAAGCAGUUGGAUAUGGGGCUGUUAAAUACGCUGAUCUGAAGAAUAACCGAACAACCAACUACACAUUUAGUUUUGACCAGAUGCUCAAUGACAAGGGCAAUACUGCCAUGUACUUGUUAUAUGCACAUGCUCGGAUAUGCUCAAUUAUCAGAAAAUCAGGGAAAGAUAUUGAAGAGUUAAAAAUGACUGGGAAGGUAGACUUGGCUCAUCCCAGUGAACGUGUUCUAGGACUUCAUUUGCUCCAGUUUGCUGAGGUUGUUGAAGAGUCAAUCACAAAUCUGUUGCCAAAUGGUUUGUGUGAAUAUUUAUACAAUUUAUCAGAAUACUUCACUGGAUUUUAUACCAACUGCCAGGUUGUGGGAUCUGCAGAGGAGACUAGUCGACUGCUGUUGUGCGAGGCCACAGCAGUUGUUAUGAGAAAAUGUUUCCAUUUGCUGGGAAUCACCCCUGUUUACAAAAUUUAACCCAUACCCUGAUCAUUUGCUAGGAAUUUGAUGGGUUUGUUUAUUGGGGGAGUUGUAUAUAUGCUCGCAAUUGGAAGAGUUUUAGCUGUGUUUGGAAACUCAAGAUCUCUGUUCAAGAGUGUGUUAAAAACAAUUGGAUUGUUGAUUUGCAUGUAAUCAAAGAGAGUAAAUAAAGUGUGCAGUGUCUCGUUUGUUCCAUAUGUAA